AACGACACGUGACAAACGCGUGGGACCCUCCACCAUUGUUAACGACACCUUCCAAUUAAAACGCCGCCGUCCGUUCAUUUCAACGCUCAUUUUCUCUCUCUAAAUUUCAAUCAUUUCUUCAAUCACAAAAAAAAAAAAAAAAAAACUCAUUGUUUCUUUCACAAACACCACUAAUCCUCAAUCUCAUUACAUUUUCCCGAGAAAAUCAAAUCCCUAUUUUCUCUCUCUCUCUCUCUCUCUCUCUCUCUCUCUCUCUUUCCCGCAAAAUUCGAAGCCAGAUUCUGAAUGCUUCAAUUUUAAGCUUCUCGCUGUGUGAGUAUGUAUCAUGCAAAGAAGUUUCCGGAGGAGACGAUGAUGCUACAUAAAUCUCAAGGUGGUGGUGGUGGUGGUGGUGAACAGUUUGCAAAUGGUGGGGGUUUGAAUGGAUCUGCUGUGAAAAAUGUUCAACCUGCUGGAGGAGGUGGGAAGCAGCGUUUGCGUUGGACGUCGGAUCUUCAUGACCGUUUUGUCGAUGCUAUUACGCAGCUUGGUGGACCAGAUAGUGGGAGCAACACCCAAAGGUGUUCUGAGAGUGAUGGGCGUGCCUGGACUGACCAUUUAUCAUGUUAAAAGCCAUUUACAGAAGUAUCGCCUGGCGAAGUACUUGCCUGAAUCACCAGGUGAUGGUAAAGAUUCUAAAGAUGAGAAAAGGAAUUCUGGAGACAGCAUUUCUGGCGCUGAUUCUUCCCCGGGAUUGCAAAUCAAUGACGCACUACGAAUGCAGAUGGAGGUUCAAAAACGUCUGCAUGAACAGCUUGAGGUUCAAAAGCAAUUACAAAUGAGAAUUGAAGCCCAGGGUAAAUACUUGCAGAAGAUCAUAGAGGAACAGCAGAAAUUAGGCAGUACCUUGGCAGCAUCGGAAACACUUCCGUUGUCCCAUGAUAAGCAAAACCAGCCCCUAUCAGAGCCUUCUGGGUCUAGUGAUGCCCUUGCAGACACUUUUUCUCCCCAUAAAAAACAGAGAAUUGAUGAAGGUUCAAAGGAUGGCACUGCACCCCAAGUUACAAUAAAGACUGCUCAGAAGAAUGAUUGUAAUGUUGGUCCUUUGGAUCCAAACUUGUAUGAAGAUGAUGCUGGCUAUGGAUUUGAUUUGGAGACAGAAAAUGACGACGGCAAUGAGUGAGCAGUAAGAAUUAGUUUCUGUUUGUAGGUCAACACGUGUCUUAUUGUAAUAUCUAGUAGAAAAUACAAUCCUGUUUUUGUAAAUUAUAUAUUCCACGCAAUCCAUUUGUAUAUAUUAAUGUAGAAGUAGAUGCAUUCUUCUCUCCUGUCGUGAGAGUGGUAAACACCUGCACUCUCACAGUCAACAGAAAUGCAUUGACAUGCAUUGUACAUGUGGUCAUGGAUGAUGAAUGUUGGGAGUUGCACACUUGUCAUCAUUUAUUAUGUUCGGUUUGUUUUUGUCUUCCAUGUCAAUAUCAAACUUGUCAAUUAGCUAGUGACGGCAUUGUUUGAUCUUUGUAGUCAACUUGUGAGAUAUGACUUCGUUAUUGUUGUAGUCGAAGAUAUUAACAAGUUUCACUUUACAUCAAUUUCGUGAUACUAUAAAGUUA
Medicago truncatula (barrel medic) is the source of this 1592-nucleotide messenger RNA. RefSeq names its product myb family transcription factor PHL7. Gene Ontology annotation, molecular function: DNA-binding transcription factor activity; DNA binding. The transcript is spliced from 7 exons. The record is from RefSeq and is a predicted model, not a curated record. Bases 440 to 1162 code for a protein of 240 amino acids. Lineage: Eukaryota; Viridiplantae; Streptophyta; Magnoliopsida; Fabales; Fabaceae.